This is a messenger RNA of Vitrella brassicaformis, 1940 nucleotides long. The record is from the annotation of a GenBank genome assembly. NCBI's taxonomy places the organism in Eukaryota, Vitrellaceae.
CGGCCUGCAUAGGUUGGGUGCCCACGCCACAUCCUUCAGAGGGGCACUGCUCGCCUGCACACACACACACACACACACACAGAGCACAACACAAUGUAACGCACACGCACAUCCCAUCAGCCCAGCCAUCGACCGGCCAGCCAACCUUUUGCUCUGCAAGCCUCGACCAGCCCCGCCCACUCCUGAAAUGGACCACAGCAGCCAGCCAUGCGGUGAUCCAAUCCAUCGCUGUGUGUGCCGCCCGCCACGCCAUAGAUCCCUCACUCACUCACUUGCCCCAGACGUCGAGUAUGCCGUCGUUGCCCACCACGGCCAGUAUCUGGUCCUCACUGUCGAAGUUCCACGCCAGCGCCGUGCAGCCUCGGGGGCAGUUGCUUCGCUUGUGACUGGUGAAACAAUCCUCCUGACCGAUUGAUUGAACAGCUGCAAUGUGUGUGUGGUGAUGGCCGCCAUUGUGUGCGUACCAUCGGCCACGCCCCGAGCGAGAGGAGGUCUUGCGCCUCGUAGAUGCGGACGCUGCCGUCGGCACUGCACGUGGCCUGAUGCGUCGCGUGGGUGGUUGAGCAUUCAUCCUUCACACACACACGUGCGCGCCUCGGCUCUCUGUCUGUUGGCUGACCAGUCUGAGUCCAUGCUUCUUGGGCGAGAACUGGAUGUCGCGUACGGGCAUCUGACACGGAUAUAUCAAUGCAAUGCAGGCCACAAUGUGACCGUAGGGCGAUGACCGUGUGUGCGUUGGAUCGAUUCACCUGUGCGUCUGAGAGUUUCGCUCUCCUCUUCCAUAUGUUUGUCAGAUCUGCCGGCGCGCCGACAUUCUCAGCGUGGCCCUUUGGUCUGUAUCUCUCCGACCAGAUGCAGACAGUCCUGUCCUCCGAGCAAGUCGCAAGAACCUAUCCGCCAACGAGUACCUCUGUAGGGCCCACACUUGCGUGUCUUCUCUUGACUCGACUCACCUGGCCGAACUCGGGAUGCGCCCAGUCGACCCGCCAGAUGGGAGCAUCGUGAGCCUGACCACACACAGACGAUCUAACCCGUGCGUGCCGUGCCUCGAGACCACCCGUCGUACGCUCUCGAUGUUGGCUGACUCAUUCCACUCGCCGCUUCUCUGGUCGUAAUCAAACACAAUGACCUUCUGAGAUGACGAACACACCGCCAGCCGGUCACCUACACGACAUGAGCGACGGAGGGAGAUCAAUCAUUCAGUCAGCCAUGCGCGCAUCGCAUCAAGGAAUGAAUGAACGAGUGAACGUUUGAAUGAAUGCGGUUGGUGUGACUGUGCUUACCGUAGUAGUUGUAUGUGAUGUGAGUGCAGGAAGCCACGGAUGACCUUGUGUCCGGCCUCGAGGACAAGCACGCUGAGGAGCAGCAUGAGGAGGAGCCACCCCAGCAUCGCGCCCUGUGGCCCAGCGUGCCCAAGAUCACCCCGCCCAAGAUCAGCGGGCCCAAGAUCACCCCGCCCAAGAUCAGCCCGCCCAAGAUCGCCCAACAGGCUGGAGACUGGAUUCGGGACCGGCUUGGCGGCUCCUUCGGGUACUAGACUGGUAGAUGAAUGGUAGAUGCUUGCAUGGGGAGGGAGGGGUGAGCACGCGGUUUCGGCUCAUAGGAGAUGAGGACCUAGACUACGGGGGUUCAUGAUUGUGGCUGCCCAUGAAUGCUCUGUCUGUCUUUCCCAUUUCCGUGUAUGUGUACACCCCAUUCAUGUAUGUGCGUGUAUGUGUAGAUAGGUAAGCAGGUAGACAGAUGCAAUGGGCAAUGUGGUCGGCUGACUGGAUGCUAUCAUGAUGACACGAGGCCGGGGCUUCGUGAAUUGUAUGAUUACAUGGAUAUACAAGUAGGUGUACACCAGGCAGAUCAGCUGAUAGGAUAGAUGUAACAUGGUUUAUACAUGGUUUAUAUGCCUGUUGACGUCACCGUUGUCCUUUUCGCUGUCUGUCUUGUCC